AAAGAUCAAGUGCUCUUCCUAGACAACCACAGCACACUUAUAGACAUAGAAAGGCUGGUUGGCAGUCAUGAGUAUAAACUCGUUUAAAGUUAAUGUAUCAGACGUGACAGAUCCGUCUGAUUUUAAAUCCACGAAAAUCCCAGCCUUGUCGGAAUUAGACAAUCUUGAACGAUGUUAUAUAUGUAAGGAAUUCUUUCGGGCACCUGUUAUAACCACCUGCAAUCACACAUUUUGUCUGCAAUGUAUCCGAGAGUAUUUGAUCACUAAUAAUAGUUGCCCGUUGUGUAAGACCGAAGUGUUUGAGAGCACUCUAAAACGUGAUGUUUUGUUGGAAGAAGUUGUGUCUUGUUAUGUCCUGCUACGACCUUUUCUUUUGAAAUUCCUAAAAGGUGAGAAGAGUGAAGAAGCUGACAAUAGCAAGACUAAUGAAGUUAAUAGAAAGCGUGUGUUGCAAGAAGAAGUUAUUGAAAUCUCAGAUAGUGAAGCGGAAGUGGAGCAACUUAAAGAUGCUAGCAAACGUAGGAAAAGUGAGUCUCCUGCAGGAUCAACGUCACCCCAGAGUGAAGAUCUAGUGUGUUGUCCUGUGUGUUCAAUGCAGAUGUCGGCUGAAAUAUUACAGACCAGCCAUUUGGAUGAUUGUUUAAGUGGCAAGGUAACGAAGAAAUAUACUGCCAAACCGAAAAAGAAACAACCUAGAAACUCGAUCUCGUCAUUCUUCAAACCAAGGAGCUUAGUCAGUUCAUCUUCAUCGUCGAGUCUGACGCCACCUGAGAAACUAGGUAAUGAAGCUUAUUAUUUCCAGGAAACUUCCAGACAUAAUUCAGAAGUGAAACGUUUACCAAAGUUGGACUUCCUGUCACUAAUUACUCCUAAAUUAAAGGAAAAACUCGCAGCUAUAAAUUUACCGACCCAUGGGAAUAGAAAUCAAUUGGAAUUAAGAUAUAAUCAAUAUUUCGUAUUGUAUAAUUCCAAUCUCGAUAGUAAUCGGCCAGUAUCGGAGAAGGUCUUGCGACAGAAGUUGAACCAAUGGGAGUUAUCCCAUCGUGAAUUUAACAGUUACAACGGGGAUUUGUUUUCAAACCACCAACGAGGAAUAAGCAAUAGAUCAAUUACUGAUAAGAAUUUCCUGGUGAGUGAAUGGAUGCAAGAGUACAAACAAGAUUUUAAAGAGUUGGUAAAGAUUGCUCGCGCAUCAGCUAAGAAAACUGGGACCACUGACACUGCCGAUAAGGCGGUGGAGGUGGAGGUGGAAGUGGCGGCAGCAGCGGCGGCGGCGGUGGAAAUUGUAGAAAAGAGCGAUUCGUACAAUUCUGACAUCACAGUAGAUGAAAUGAACGACAAUCUAACUGAGCUUCCCCAAGAAACCACUAAUGAUAGUGCAGAUAAUAGUGGCACCGCCGCUGUCAGCGCAAAAAUUACUGGGGAAGAAGAAAUAAAAAUCGCCGAUCUAGACUUUGCUUCAAGCCCAUUAUUCAGCGAUGCAGUGGGUCAGAAGUAAAAUUGACCUUAACAGAAGGGAAAUAUAAAGGCAUAUAGUAAUAUGGUAUACAAGUUGAAUAAAUAUCUGUUUAAUGCUGCACAAAGCCUGCAAUUUGCUGACUGGCCGAUUGUUUGUAUAAGCCAGGAAAAUAGUCCAGAGCGCGGGCCGACUCAGGAGCAAUCACCGGCACUACACGAACCAAAAUAACUUUUCUUGAUAAAGCUUAUAUUUUCACUUUACCAAUCUCUCCAUUCUUCGGUAAUAUCCUCGUUCAUGGUAUUGUAUCCCAUUUCAUGACCUGCUAAAAUGAUGAUUUCAGCGAUUUCUUCUCUUUCGGCGGUUUCUAUUAAAGCACAGCCACAAUUCUCAUUGAUGUCGUUCAACUUUAAUACUGUUGACUCGACAAUUUCCAUUGCCUCGUCUCUAGAUGUGGUUUCGCGGACCUUUAUCGUAUAGUCAAUUAGUAACGAAAUACACGCGUCUACGUCAUUUUGGGUAUAUGGAUAAUUAGCAUGAUGCAUGAAACUCUCCAAGUGCCUUCUUAAAGCAACAACUAAGCGGUCAAUUGCUGGACUUCCUGUUGUUUUCUUAUAUUCGGUUGUCAUUUUGGUUUCUUUUUGUGUAGUCAAUACAAUGUGGUUCGUAUCUAUUAUUGUAUGGC
Molecule: messenger RNA, 2141 nt
Organism: Spathaspora passalidarum NRRL Y-27907
Lineage: Eukaryota; Fungi; Ascomycota; Pichiomycetes; Serinales; Debaryomycetaceae
Gene: RAD18
Product: E3 ubiquitin-protein ligase
Exons: 1
Coding region: 593-1498 (301 amino acids)
Biological process (GO): DNA damage tolerance; protein monoubiquitination
Cellular component (GO): Rad6-Rad18 complex; nucleus
Molecular function (GO): ubiquitin protein ligase activity; single-stranded DNA binding
Source: RefSeq, a predicted model, not a curated record